AUUCAUUUGAGCCAGGGCAAAACCUGUCGGAUUAGAGUUAUCGUCCUUCACAAAAUGGCAUCUAUGUUUUGCAAAGAGAGGGAAUAGACAUGUUUGCAUAUAACAGUAACAACAUUAGCCUGAUGCCUGAAGAUGUGGAUUUAUGGAAAAAGCAAUGAGUUCAGUGUCGGGUAUUGUCACCAACACUUCUCCAACUAAAGCAGUGAACGGUUCCCCAGGGGGCAGCACUUUCAGACCAGCCACGUUUGCUGAGACUAUCAGCCAACUGGAAAACCAGAUACUGCGUUUGGGAUCAGGACCCCACACUUCACAACAGAAGGAGGAGUUGGCAAAGUUAAAUAAUUUUCUACAGCGAACAAAAGCAGAACAGCAGAAGGUUAUGGCUGCCAGCAAGCAUCCAGGCGACAAUACAAUGGUUUUGUCAAGCUCUCCUAUGGUAACCGUUUCACCACAGUCUAAUCUGUCAUCUCGUCCGCCCACCACGGGGACUGCAAAUGGGGUAGCGUCGGGUGAAGGCAGAGUUUUAGAUAAAAGAAGACUUCAGGAACUAGUGAAGGAAGUCGAUCCUCUGGAACAGUUGGAUGAUGAUGUGGAAGAGGUGAUGCUCCAAAUAGCUGAUGAUUUUAUUGACAAUGUUGUGACGGCAGCUUGUCAAAUAGCAAAACACAGAAAGUCCAAUACCCUGGAGGUAAAGGAUGUUCAGCUACAUCUCGAGAGAAACUGGAACAUGUGGGUGCCAGGUUUUGGAUCUGAAGAGGUGAGACCACUCAAGAAAUCUACAGUGACAGAAGCCCACAAACAGAGGCUGGCUUUGAUUCGAAAGACACUCAAGAAAUACUAGAAAUACUGCACUGUGUUAAAGGCUCACGUUCUAGUGAUCAAUACAAGACAUUGGUAGUGAACAUUUUAUACUGCAUGAAUAAAAUAAUAUGCAUUUCA
Gigantopelta aegis is the source of this 939-nucleotide messenger RNA. RefSeq names its product transcription initiation factor TFIID subunit 12-like. Gene Ontology annotation, cellular component: SLIK (SAGA-like) complex; transcription factor TFIID complex; SAGA complex. Gene Ontology annotation, biological process: RNA polymerase II preinitiation complex assembly; DNA-templated transcription initiation. The transcript has 7 exons. The coding region runs from base 143 to 841 and encodes 232 amino acids. The record is from RefSeq and is a predicted model, not a curated record. Lineage: Eukaryota; Metazoa; Mollusca; Gastropoda; Neomphalida; Peltospiridae. Gene Ontology annotation, molecular function: TBP-class protein binding; DNA binding; protein heterodimerization activity.